AUGGCACCUAGCCAAGAAACAGCCUCCAUGGAGGACAUGGAAGCCAAAUUUGAAACAAAGCAUGUCGAAGACACCAAGGAUGGCAUACCGAGCCAAUCGCUAGACACGAUUGAGGAUACCCAAACGGGCUAUUUUACCUGGCUUGUCUCGAUUACCAUCGGCGUGGGCGGUUUUCUGUUCGGCCUUGGAGUGGGGUCGGCAGCUAUGAUCAUCCCACUUUAUAUUGCCGAAGUGUCUCCAGCAAGGUACCGCGGUCGCAUGAUUGGGAUAGACAACAUGUCUAUCACUGGAGGGCAGCUGAUUGCGUACGGCGUCGGUGCUGGCCUCGCUAAUACCUCCCAUGGAUGGCGAUACAUGGUAGGAUUAGGGGCUGUCCCAGCUCUUGUCCUCGGAGUUUGUCUCCAGUUUUGCCCCGAGUCACCGCGGCAACUGAUCUACCAAGGAAAGCCCGAGGAAGCCACUAAAGUAGUCGCAAAGAUAUUUCCUAGAGGAUCGGAUCUGCAAGUUCAGCAGAAAGUGCAACGCAUGACCAUUGAUGUUGAGGAAGCUCUAGUGUUUUCUGGAGAGGGGCGAUUCUGGCGACAGAUGAAACAAAUGUACACGGUACCUGCCAAUUUACGUGCUCUGAUAGCGGCCUGUGGGUUGAUGGGUAUGCAACAAUUUACGGGAUACAACACAUUGAUGUAUUAUUCAUCGACUCUUUUCGGCAUUGUUGGAUUCACGAACCCAAUUGCCGUCGGAACAAUCAUUGCAGGGACGGGGUUUGGUUGCACCUUUAUAUAUUUCCUACUGAUUGAUCGAUUUGGACGACGAUGCAUCCUUCUCGCUACCAUGUGGGGUAUGGCCGCGUUUCUAGCUAUUGCUGCGAUAGGAUUCCAUUAUAUCCCAACUCGACCAGACCUUACCUUAGAAACAACAAAUAUCGGCUGGCCCGCAUAUCUAGUUCUGGCAUCGAUGAUCAUUUUUGUUGUUUUCUACUCGCUUGGUAUUGGGAACUUGGCAUGGGUUUCUAGCGAGUUCUUUCCGAUCGAAAUUCGCGCUCUUGGUACAAUGAUGAUGACUUGCACAUGUUGGGGCACUAAUAUCAUCGUCGCCUCGACUUUUCUAACACAGAUGGAGAAUACAACUCCAUCAGGUGCAUUCGGGUUUUAUGCUGCCUUGUGCUUCAUCGGUUGGAUUGGUGUUUAUUUCUUCUAUCCCGAAGUUAGAGGAAUGACUCUAGAAGAUAUUAGAGAAGUAUUCAAUCAUGGAUUUGGUGUGGAAUAUGCUCGGGGUGUCCAAAAGGAGCUUGCACGUAAGGAAAAAGCUCAAGCCCGAGGAGAAACCAGAGGAGCAGAAUCAUAA
Messenger RNA from Penicillium waksmanii, 1344 nucleotides. RefSeq names its product general substrate transporter. The record is from RefSeq and is a predicted model, not a curated record. Gene Ontology annotation, molecular function: myo-inositol:proton symporter activity. Lineage: Eukaryota; Fungi; Ascomycota; Eurotiomycetes; Eurotiales; Aspergillaceae. Gene Ontology annotation, biological process: transmembrane transport. Bases 1 to 1344 code for a protein of 447 amino acids. The transcript has 6 exons. Gene Ontology annotation, cellular component: membrane.